CAUCGCUCAUCCAACAAAACAACUCGGCCAGACAGCAAAAAGGAGACGCAAAAGAGUGAAAAACCAUACUUUAAUCUAGGAUUCCAGGGGAUUUGGGCGUGAAAAACAGAAAAAACAAAGAUGAGUUUCUUUGGGAAAAUGUUCGGUGGCAAGAAGGAGGUAGCCCCAACGACGGGGGAGGCAAUACAAAAGCUGAGGGAAACUGAAAACAUGCUCAUCAAGAAGCAGGAAUUUCUCGAGGCAAAAAUCGAGGAUGAGCUGAGUAUUGCCCGAAAGAAUGCAUCCAAAAACAAAAGAGUGGCCCUGCAAGCCCUCAAAAAGAAGAAGCGGCUGGAGAAACAGCUGCAGCAGAUCGAUGGCACCCUGUCCACCAUUGAGAUGCAGCGCGAGGCUUUGGAGAGCGCCAACACGAACACUGCCGUCUUGACCACAAUGAAGGAUGCUGCGGAUGCGCUCAAGAAUGCCCACCAGCACAUGGAUGUGGACAAGGUCCAUGACAUGAUGGAUGAUAUUGCCGAGCAACAGGAUGUGGCCCGGGAGAUUUCCGAUGCCAUUUCCAACCCAGUUGCCUUUGGUGCCGAUCUGGACGACGAGGAUCUCGAGCGGGAACUCGAUGAGCUGGAACAGGAGAACUUUGAUAAGGAAAUCAUUGGCAUUCCCGAGCCAGCGCCCACAUUGCCCGAGGCGCCCACAGAGGACUUGCCCGAGAAGGCCAAGGAGAAGAAGAAGGCCACAACUACUACGACUACAACCACGGCUGAAGCAGCCGAUGAUGAUGAUCCAGUCAUGAAGCAGCUUUUGUCCUGGGCCAACUAAAUCGAGCGCUAUUGAAAUCUCUUCACUGUUCACUGCAGGUUAACCAAAAUCCCCCACGUUUCUGUUUUGAUUAAAUAUUAAGUGAAAUUUUUAGUUUGAAGCGAGGAAGGCAUUAAUUCCUUUGGCAAUCUUUCAAUCAAUCAAAUGGUACAUAUAAAAGGAAUGUGAUUUAACAAAUAAUAAACGAAAAGAGCAAAGUCAGGCCACCCACACACACAUCAACAAAAUUAGACAACAAAA
Molecule: messenger RNA, 1056 nt
Organism: Drosophila subobscura
Lineage: Eukaryota; Metazoa; Arthropoda; Insecta; Diptera; Drosophilidae
Gene: shrb
Product: charged multivesicular body protein 4c
Exons: 4
Coding region: 121-816 (231 amino acids)
Biological process (GO): late endosome to vacuole transport via multivesicular body sorting pathway; vesicle budding from membrane
Cellular component (GO): ESCRT III complex; multivesicular body; cytoplasmic side of plasma membrane
Source: RefSeq, a predicted model, not a curated record